AGCGGGGCUGCGGGAGGAGCCGCGGGAGGAGCCGCGCUCGGCCGCUUUGUGCCGGCAGCCGCCGCAGGACGGCCGCAAAGCCAUGGAAGAGUUAAUAGUUGAGCUGCGCCUGUUUCUUGAACUUCUGGACCAUGAAUAUCUAACUUCCACUGUCAGGGAGAAGAAGGCAGUAAUAACUAACAUUCUCCUGAGGAUACAGUCAUCAAAAGGUUUAGAAAUAAAAGAACAUGCCCAGAAGCAAGAAGUUGCCAACAGUUUGCCGGCACCUCCUCAAAUGCCUCUGCCAGAAAUACCUCAGCAGUGGCUGCCACCAGAUAAUGGGCCUCCACCACUGCCAACAUCCUCCCUUCCUGAAGGCUACUAUGAAGAGGCAGUGCCACUUAGUCCUGGGAAGGCUCCUGAGUACAUCACUUCCAAUUAUGACUCAGAUGCCAUGAGCAGCUCUUACGAAUCCUAUGAUGAAGAAGAGGAGGAUGGAAAGGGGAAGAAAAUGAGACAUCAGUGGCCUUCUGAGGAAGCCUCUAUGGAUCUGGUGAAGGAUGCCAAAAUCUGUGCCUUCCUUCUUAGAAAAAAACGAUUUGGGCAAUGGACCAAACUACUGUGUGUUAUCAAAGAAAACAAACUACUGUGUUACAAAAGCUCCAAGGACCAGCAGCCCCAGAUGGAGCUGUUCCUGAAUGACUGCAGUAUCACCUACAUUCCCAAAGACAGCAAAAAGAAGAAGCAUGAGCUGAAAAUCUCUCACCAAGGAGCAGAUGCCCUGGUUCUGGCAGUGCAGAGCAAAGAGCAGGCAGAACAGUGGCUAAAGGUUAUAAAAGAUGUGUGCAGCAACUGUACAGGAGCUGUAGACUCUGAUGGGCCAUUGUCUAGUUCUCCAGUACACAAAGUGGAGCUGGAAAAGAAGUUGUCAUUUGAGAGGCCAAGCUCAGAUGGGGAAGGUGCUGUGGAAAAUGGCAUCACUACUGUGUGCAAUGGUAAAGAACAAGUGAAGAGGAAAAAAAGUUCGAAAACAGAAGCCAAGGGCACUGUGACUAAAGUAACAGGGAAAAAAAUAACAAAGAUCAUUGGUUUAGGAAAGAAAAAGCCAUCAACAGAUGAACAGACCUCAUCAGCUGAAGAAGAUGUUCCAACAUGUGGAUAUCUCAACGUGCUCUCUAAUAACCGCUGGCGCGAGCGCUGGUGCAGAGUGAAGGACAAUAAACUCAUUUUCCACAAGGACAGGACAGAUCUGAAGACACACAUUGUUUCCAUCCCCCUCCGUGGCUGUGAAGUCAUCCUGGGGCUGGAUUCGAAGCAUCCCCUGACCUUCCGCCUGCUCCGGAACGGGCAGGAGGUCGCUGUGCUUGAGGCCUCCUCCUCAGAAGACAUGGGCAGAUGGAUUGGAAUUUUGCUGGCAGAAACGGGGUCUUCUACAGACCCUGGAGCUCUGCACUACGACUACAUCGACGUGGAAAUGACGGCGAGCGUCAUCCAGGCUGCCAAGCAGACCUUCUGUUUCAUGAACAGGCGGGUUGUGUCUGCGAGUCCGUACCGGGGGAGCGCUGCCAACGGCUACGCCUGCCCCAGCGGGAUGGCGCUUCACUACGACGAUGUUCCCUGCAUCAACGGAUCGUGGGAACCAGAAGAUGGCUUUCCUCCUUCUCGUAGCAGGAACAUUGGAGAAGAAAUGCUUUAUGAUAACGCAGGCCUGUACGAUAACUUGCCGUCUCCAAAAAUCUUUGCGCGCUAUCCGCCAGCUGACAGGAAAGCCAAUAGGUUAUCUACUGACAAACUCUCCUCUAACCAUUACAAACACCCUGUCUCAUCCAGUCUGUCUCCUGCUCAGUCUGUCACUAACACCUCUGCUGUGGGGAGGGGAUCUGGCUCACAGUUUAAAGGCAAGAAGCCUCCUGUGACUGCUAAUGGGAUCACUGGAAAAGCAAGGACUUUAAAUAGCCAGCCAAAGAAAUCUGAAACGGUUUCCUGUGUGAAGCGCACUGCAUCCAAUGCAGAGCAGUACAAAUAUGGCAAGAAUCGUGUGGAGGCAGAUGCAAAGAAGUUACAAAGCAAAGAGGAGGAGCUGCUGAAGAAAAAAGAAGCCCUUCGGAACAGGCUGGCGCAGCUCCGGAAAGAAAGAAAAGAUCUGCGAGCUGCCAUUGAAGUCAAUGCUGGCAGGAAGACCCAAGUGAUUCUUGAAGACAAGUUAAAGAAGCUGGAAGAGGAGUGUAAGCAGAAGGAGGCUGAGCGUGUAAAUCUGGAGCUGGAGCUGACUGAGGUGAAGGAGAGCCUUAAGAAAGCCUUGGCUGGAGGCAUCACACUGGGCUUGGCUAUUGAACCCAAAUCAGGAACAUCAAGUCCACAGUCUCCAAUUUUCAAGCACCGAACUUUGGAAAACUCUCCAAUCUCCAGCUGUGAUACCAGUGAUACUGAGUGCUCCAUCCCUGUGAACAGUGCAGCAGCUCUGAAGAGACCUCCCUCAUCAAACAACUCUCCAUGUCGAGGCCAUGUCCUUCGAAAAGCAAAGGAAUGGGAGAUGAAAAAUGGAACAUAAACAAAAGAAAGCCACUCACUUUCCAUAAAGGCCUUACCUACUACAGACCAAGACUUAGGCUGCAAAGGACUCACCUGGAAGGUCACAUCAAGUGAUGAAACAUGAGAAGUUUUUUAACUCUGUUAAGUUAAUGGUAGCUUGGCUCUAAUUUGCCUGUAUUCCCUCUACUGUAUUGCUGUGUAACUCCGUGUGCCCCUUUUUAUUAGCUGUAACUCCUUGUUUCCAACUUCGCUGGUAGAGAAAACGAAAAACAAAAAAACCCCAACCAUAGGAACUAAAAAGGAGCAUAAAGUCACAGUUGAAAGUUCACUUUGCUGAAGCAGCAAAGAACCAGCAAUGCUGAAGACUGGUGUGAAAUCCUGACUCCUGCAGGUUAAAACUGCCUUUGGAACUCUGCCACACAGCAGGUCUGGCUCAUCAGCAGAGGCUUUGCUGGUGGCUGCUCACAUGGCAAACAAACCUGAGGAAAUGUGCUGGCAGAAGCAGCAGUGCCUGCUCAGCCCAGCAGCUCUGCAGGGCCACAAGGACUCAUUGGUGAAGCGUUUUUGGGAUACUUUUCAGACAGAUGCUUUUGUCAUGGGGAGAUAAAAAGCUGCCAAACUUGGAGACAGA
Molecule: messenger RNA, 3142 nt
Organism: Serinus canaria (Common canary)
Lineage: Eukaryota; Metazoa; Chordata; Aves; Passeriformes; Fringillidae
Gene: AFAP1
Product: actin filament associated protein 1
Exons: 18
Coding region: 83-2530 (815 amino acids)
Cellular component (GO): cytosol
Molecular function (GO): SH3 domain binding; SH2 domain binding
Source: RefSeq, a predicted model, not a curated record